UCUUAAAGCUAUUCAGUUUCACACAGUAGGUAGAUAAAGAUGCUUUACAGUUUAGUUGUGGAUGGUUUAGAAACCAAAGUGACUCUCAACAAUGAAAAUUUGAAAUUUGAAUCAAAUGGAACGCAAAAUAUCACUUACUUGUUCGAUGACGUCAUAGGAUGUGAAGAGGUUGUAUCGGGAUGGGUUUGGAAAACGGAAGUGACUCGGGUAUGGCUAAUUGAACAUGGGUCUUCAAACUUGUUACUAAAGAAAUGCAGGGUUGUAUCUGGAGACCAAAGAAAACGUUUCCAACACGAUCUAACAGAGAAGAUAGAAAAGGAAACAAAGCGUCCCAAGAAAGUAUUGGUGAUGAUCAACCCUAAUGGAGGCAAUCGUACAGCCACGAAGGACUUCAGAGAUAUAGUAGAGCCAGUGUUCAGACUUUCCGGAAUGUCCAUGGAUAUAAUAUUCUCUGAGCACCCUGGAUAUUUGAUUGCCGCUACUAAAAGUUAUGACUUCAGCAAUACUGAUGGGAUCGUACUACUUGGAGGUGACGGGACAUACCACGAAGUGCUUAACGUAUUGAUGAGGAAAAGACAAGAAGAACUAAGUGUUGAUAUUAACGACCCAAAUGCAGCAUUAUCUCCCUUGAACAUUCCAUUCGGCUUGAUACCAACUGGAUCAGCAGGUCAUUGGUCAGUAAAUCACACUGGCUCUCAGGAUGUUCUAACGGCUACUCUUAACAUCGUUAAAGGGAAAACCGUGGCCUCUAGUCUGAUGGCUCUAUACAGCAAUGGUAAACUUCAAGGAUUUGGGUGUGCUGGCUUCGGCUAUGGAUAUUUUACAAAUGUCUUAUUUCGCUGUGAUAAGAAUUUCCGCUGGUUAGGACGAUACCGAUACAAGCUCCUAUCCAUGUGGGUGCUCCUGUUUGAAAGCCUUACACAAUACAAUUACGAUGCCAAAGUCACCUUCUACACGUCUGUCACUGAGCGACGUAACACUGAGACCAACGAGACAGAGAUCUUUGCUGCUGAUAGAAAACUCACUGGAUACACUUCUUAUACCUCUGAUACAGUGACCUAUAACCGAACGUUUUGGGACAUGAUGAUUUUCAACGGUAACGCCAACAUUGAUGGAAGUGUCCUGAUAGACGCCUCUAGAAUGUUUGUUUCCAAACCCACAAUGUUUACGUCUUUCGUGCUGUUUGGUACGAUAUCAUUAGAAUCUGUGCACAAGUUUUUCAAACAGCUUCGUGGAAAACAGGAAUUGGAACAAUUUCCAAAUGAGGUAGAUGUUUUACAUGUCCGAGGACUCAAACUGGAUUUAACAGGAAAUUCAGAUGACGCAGAACCGGAUACGUCGAUGGGAGUGAGAACAACAACAUUAGAUGGGGAGAAGUAUGAACUGGAAAUUCCAACAUGUGAAUUAUGGUACAAAGAGGAUGUUGUGCCGAUCUUUUCUAGUUAUUUGUGAAUACGAGGACAUGGACAAGAAAAGGAGCUAUGCAUUGUCUAUUUUGAGAACAUACAUGUGCUAUAUUGUUUAUUUGUGAUUCUAAUGUACAGGUAGGAUUCUGUUUGUAACCCCCUUUUCAAAGUUUGUUUUAUGCCAGUUUUAUUUCAUAUAUAGUAUAUUGUUUUGGUAACACAUUAUUUUUACAAUUUCUGACGAUUGCAUUGAGUAAUAUGUUACCUCUAAAACCUCAUUAAUAAAAGAUCCCAUGCUUC
Molecule: messenger RNA, 1706 nt
Organism: Ostrea edulis (European flat oyster)
Lineage: Eukaryota; Metazoa; Mollusca; Bivalvia; Ostreida; Ostreidae
Exons: 12
Coding region: 40-1452 (470 amino acids)
Molecular function (GO): kinase activity
Source: RefSeq, a predicted model, not a curated record